AUGGAAAUGCAAGAAUGGGAAUUACUCUCACGAAUGGGAAUAACAAGUCAUAAUGACAUAGAUAAAAAUGAAAUGCUUGGAAGGCGUGAGUUUGAUCAUAAUUACAAAUGGGAUGAAAUAACUGUGCCGAAUGAUCUACAUGAUAUGGCAUUAGAAUUCAUAGCCAUGGCAAAAAAUCAUUGCCUAAAUGAACCUAUACCAUUUGUUGACAAAGGAACAACAGGCAUAGGGAAAUCUUAUCUAAUCAACUGUAUAAGGAAUGAACUUGAAGGAGACACUCCCUAUAGGCAUCAAAUCCUUGCGCUGGCUCCAACAGGAAUAGCUGCAUUUAACAUAAAUGCAACACCAAUACACUCAGCACUGAAAAUCCCUAUUAAAGAUAUGCACCCAUUACAAGGCCAAGCAUUGACCGUGCUCCAAGAAGACAUGAAAUAUGUACGAUACAUUCUCAUUGAUGAGAUGAGCUUCAUAGGACCAAAACUACUUCUACGAAUAGACAUGAGGCUACAUGAAGCUUUCCCAAAUAGACAACAUUUACCAUUUGGAGGGAUAUCCAUAAUUUUGAUUGGCGACUUUGCACAAUUACCACCUGAUGAUUGGGAAUUAUUGAUGACACGCACAAGCAAGGAGCUUACACCCAUUCAAAAUGAAGAAUUUAAUAAAUUAAUACACCCAUUUGCUACAAACAACAUGGUAAGGAGCCAUAACAAAAAGGUGUUACAAAAAUUGAAUCGUCCAGUUGCAAUUAGCGAAGCUGCAAAUGUUCGAAGUCGGCAAAAUGUUGAUUUUGAGGAUGAACAACUUGAAAAGAAAAUUCUAUUAUGUAAAGGCCAACAAAUAAUGCUAACAACCAAUAUAUGGACCAAAUCAGGGCUCGUAAAUGGGGCUCUAGGCGAAGUAGUCGACAUUGUGUAUGAAUAUGGCUUCAAGCCACGAGAUAUUCCAACAUAUGUAAUAACAAGAAUUAAUAACUAUAUUGGGCCAUCAUGGAAUCCGACAUAUCCAAAAGUUGUACCAAUAACUCCAAUAUCACUGGGAAACAGAAGACAAAUCCCACUUAAGAUGGCGUGGGCUAUAACAGUCCACAAAUCCCAAGGCUUAACACUCCAGAAGGCAACAAUUGAUAUAGGAGCCACUGAAAGGCAAGGCUUGACAUUUACACCCAUAUCCAGAGUUAAAACAUUAGACUGUCUUCGUAUAGAACCUAGAUUCUCCUUUGAAAGAUACUGUAAAAUGCAGAACAACCCAUAUACAAUCAUUAGAAAGCAAGAAGAAGCAAGACUACAACAACGAUCACUGCAAAAUAAAAUAAAAGUUAUAUGUCAGAAUUAUAGAAUUAUAUCUCUAUAA
Messenger RNA from Cryptomeria japonica (Japanese cedar), 1350 nucleotides. RefSeq lists its product as uncharacterized. The coding region runs from base 1 to 1350 and encodes 449 amino acids. Gene Ontology annotation, molecular function: DNA helicase activity. Gene Ontology annotation, biological process: DNA repair; telomere maintenance. NCBI's taxonomy places the organism in Eukaryota, Viridiplantae, Streptophyta, Pinopsida, Cupressales, Cupressaceae. The transcript is spliced from 3 exons. The record is from RefSeq and is a predicted model, not a curated record.